AACGGAGCCGUUUCAAAAUCAAAUCCCGCCGUUUACUACUACUACUAAGAAUGGCUGUCAUUUUCGUAUAUUAAUGGCCAUUAAUUGACUAAAAACAACCACACGAGGAAACAGGAGACGGUAAAGCAGCAAUAAUCGUGAAAGAGAUUAAAUUUCACAUUUUAUUUCAAGUUCCGUGAGGCAGGAUAGAUAAACUCUGCUGACAAGACAAUAUGGCCCUCAGAAAACCAUGGGAUGAGCACUCGGCUAAAGACGUCAUGAUGAAGUUCUCUGACAUGGCAUAUGCUUUGCAUAUGCAAGAUACAUUCCAGGCAGCUGUUAAAAUCCUGUAUGGCCGAGAGUUUGUCAUUAGGAUCGACUUCUCAAAACGUAUGGUGUUCUUUUGCCAAGCUUGUCAGAAGGAGAUGACAGCUGAGAAAGCUAUGUUGGAACACCACAAUUCUGGAAAUCAUCAAAAGAAUCUAAGCAGGGAACCCGUUGUCAAGCAUGGAAGGCGUGUCUCAAGCCAGUUUGAUAAGUAUUGCUCAUGUAUGCUCCAGUAUCAACUUCUGCAACAUUCUGUACCAGCCUUAGGACUGAUGAUGGUUGAGGAGUAUCGGAAACAUUCUAAGCACAAGGAACCAUACUAUAAGUGUAACCUUUGUGGGGUUCAUGGAAGGACAGAAUUAAUGUUGAAGCACCUUGUCGGUGAUAAACACACAGCUAAGUAUAUUGGAACUAGGUGUAAACUGUCAACCUCUGCUCUUACCUUAAUGGAACGAAAAAAUAUUCACCGUCAGUUACUUGAUUUCGAGGGUCUCAACUGUAGCCUGAUCAAAAGGAUUAUAGGUUACAAGUACUUUCCAGACAAAUGGAUAGCAAAAGAUAAAGCCAUGUCAGGUGGGAGAAAUUGCAAAAUGUUAACAGAAGAUGUCAGAUGUCGUUCCAGGUCUUCUUCACCCGUCCCUGGUGCAAGCACCCAUCGUUCAAGAUCUUCCGGCUAUAGUCCGAUAAGAAGUCAGUCACCUGACCAGGAUCAGGAUAAGUGGAACACAACUAUAGAGCUGGAUCCUCAAAGUCCAUCAUCUGAAAGGAAAAGAAAAAGACGAUCUUCCGCAUCUCCAGAGCUUGCCAAAUAUCGAAACAGGAGCCCUUCUCCUGUUAUUAUUGCUAGCAGUUUUUGGGCAAACGAUAAGAGUGUGCAGGUGCACACUGGAGAGGAAAUUGCUGUGAGGCUGAAUUUUGUGGUAAAAACUAUGAAUAUGCCUGAUUCAGCGUUGGUUACAAAAGAUGAUGUCGAGACUUCCAUUAACCAUAUGUUUGCUAUAUCCCAUGUACUCCACAAGUGGGAACUUGCACAGAAACCUGGACCUACAAGGGACAGGCGAAUUUCAGUACUAGAAAAAAUUAUGGGACAGAUCAAGUUCAGAUUGAUGCCAGUAGCCAAUAACAUGCAGUACUGCUGGGAAGAGAAGACGCAGAGGAGAUAAGCGCAGAGGAGAUAAGAGCCAGGACAAAUGAUUAUAAGGGUAGCAGUAAAGGGAAACGUAGAUGUGUAUAAGGGUUUUGAAAUUACAGAUAUUUCAAACACAUGUUUGAAAUAUCUGUAAUUUCAAAACCUUUGGUGCCAAAAUUGCAAGUGGUAAUCUGUUAGGCCAGUUUACAGUUCAUUAUCAAGUUUCUGUUUGUUAAUUCACUUCGUCCUCUCUAGUUUGGCAUGAUGUAGGGGAUUCUAACCUUUCACUGAUAUUUUGGUAUUCACAAUGGUAAAUUUUAUUUAUACAUUAGUUGAAGAUGUAUUUUUCUGCCUGACAGACUAAGACCCUCUUUUGUAUUUCACAGUAAUUAUGCAAGAUUGCUCUAAAGAUCACCCCCUGGAUUUCAAAUUGCCUGAUGUUUGUAAAGUACUUGACAAAAUAUUAGGCCGCUUGACAUCUUGUCGAAUUUUGAAGGAAUGUUAAAGUUGUGAAGAAAUUUUGUCAGUGCAAUAGGCAGCCUACAGCACGUACAGAAACGGGUGGAGCUUGGACACUGACAAGGGGAGAGUGUACAGUCACUUGCUUGGAGGUUUAAUAAGCAGCUGUACGGACAUAUAUUUUUGGUCAGAGCUCCCACCACAAUUGUUGCCUACUACGUAUCACUUUAUUGCCCCGUGACCUUAAUAUGGGCCAAGACGGUGAUUUGAUAAUUGCAGAUAUGUCGUUGAAGCAAUCUGACAUUAGAACAAAGCAGAUAUCGGAUCAGCUGGUUGUGAGGAGGCAUUCAGUUAGAUGCUGGGUUGCCAGAUUUAAUGAAGGUGGCAACCAUGAAAUUCCAUCUCAGAAAAAGCCCCCUGGUAUGCCAAAGAAGACUUCUGAUCAAAGUUUGACUGUUCUCAAGCAUCAAACUUUGAUCAGAGGUCUUAUAACUGAAUGCCUCCUCACAACCAACUGAUCUGAUACGUGCUUUGUUCUAUGCCAGAUUGCCUCAAUGACAUAUCUCUGCUUUUAUCUGUUGACUCAAGUCACCAUCUUGGCCCAUAUUAAGGUCACAGGGGGCAAUAAAGUGAUACGUAGUAGGCAAAAAUUGCAGUGGAAGCGCUGACCAAAAAUAUAAAGCCGCUUAUUAAACCGCCAAGCAAGUGACUGAGCGCUCUCUCCUUAUCAGUGUCCAAGCUCCACUCAUUUCUCUACAUGCUGUAGGCUGCCUAGUGCACCGACAAAAUUUCUUCCCAACUUUUCUGUUCUCUCAAAACUUUACAAGUAUUAGGCCGCUUGAUGCAAAGCAGCCUAAUAUCUUGUCGAGUACUGUAUAGUUGAAUGGAGGACCAAGCCAUCUUAUAGAAUGUAUUGGAAGGACAGAGUUUUUAUUAUGCUUAUUUUUUUAUUAUUAUUAUUAUUAUUAUCAAGGCAUGUCUGUUAAGCUUGACAUUCUGAAAGCUUUUUUUUUUAAUGAAAGAAAAGCACUUCAUCAGUAGGCCUAUUCUUUUUAGCUGUAUAAGAUAUUAAUAACCAGUGCAAUAAUUUUGUGAGGGAGCAGCUUAUUUUUACAUGUAUUGAACCCACAGUGAUGCUUGUGUGAUUCAUAUACACACCUUUUUAUUCAAUAAUAAUAGGAAUGUGAUUGUUUUGUGGAAAAAUCUAGUCUAGUGCACUUUCCUACAUAAAAGAGAUGCCAAGACUAUGUUACACUAGAUCAAUGUCUUUAUUUUGAUAGUAUUUAUUUUUGAGGAAGAAGACAGUUAUUUCAGUAAUUAUCACGACUAAGUAUGUAGUGUAAAAUCUAGAAUCAUCUAUUUAAAGUAUUACUUCAUUUGUGUGUAGUCUCAUUUCAGUUGGUCAUAUGCAUUAAAAAUUUAUUACUUUAGUGAUUUUUAGUUUUCAUUGUAUUGAGUGUGUGGAUGCUUUAGGUAUUUGUCACCAUGCACAAAAGAUUGAAAGCUUCAUUAAUACUAACAUUCUUAUUUUUAUGUAAACAGGGACAAAGAUUCUUGUCUUGUGGUAAAAAAUUUAUCUCAAAAUCCUUUUCCCUGAGUGGGGUGCAACAAAGCAACUUGGCCCAGCUGCAUUGCUUUCUGCCUUCUACUUCUGAACUGUUUCCUUUGGUUUCUUCUUACCCACCUGUUCAUCAUCUCUAUGUAUAGUUCAUAUCUAUCAACAGACACUUGAAUGCCUCUAUAACAUUUUUUCAACUCAUGAACAAGUUGAUUAAAGUGUACUGAAAAUAUUGAAAAUCGCCUUAGUUAUAUAAAUUAUGAUUGUUGAACAAGAUUUGGUGCUAUAAUUCAUGUAUAUUGUACAAUAUUCAAACUUUUAUAAAUGUCUAUAUUUUUUUAUACAGUAUUUUUUAUACAGUAUUUACAUCACUUUGAGGAAAAUAAAAAG
Molecule: messenger RNA, 3842 nt
Organism: Macrobrachium nipponense
Lineage: Eukaryota; Metazoa; Arthropoda; Malacostraca; Decapoda; Palaemonidae
Exons: 14
Coding region: 213-1469 (418 amino acids)
Source: RefSeq, a predicted model, not a curated record